This is a messenger RNA of Papaver somniferum (opium poppy), 721 nucleotides long. RefSeq lists its product as uncharacterized. Bases 174 to 605 code for a protein of 143 amino acids. Lineage: Eukaryota; Viridiplantae; Streptophyta; Magnoliopsida; Ranunculales; Papaveraceae. The record is from RefSeq and is a predicted model, not a curated record. The transcript has 2 exons.
ACAACGCGGAGACGAACACUUUUGAUUGGAGCGAAGAACAAUGGUCUGAAUUAGACAAGACAAUCAAAAACGCCAGUCAAUUCAAGAAUAAGGGACUGGAAGAUGCAGAGAAGUUGCAGAAUUUAUUUGAUGGGAAGUUCUCUACCGGAGUUAAUAGGGAUACGCCUGGAAGAAUGGAACCUCCUUGUUCAGCUGGAACUUCUACAACUAAUGGAUCUGAUUCCCGAAUAAGUCUUGGAAAAGAACAAAAUCAUGAGGAUGAUAACGAGGUUGAUUCUAGUCUCAAUGCAAAGGGGAGUGGAAGGAAAAGAAAGAAGGAAAUGGACGAAGCCUCAAGUGAUUUAUUAACUGAAAAAGUUUGUUCUAUUGUCACAUCAAUGGAGGCUCAUCUUCAACAUAAAAAACUUGCUCUAGAAAAGGAUAACGCAGCAGAAUUCAUGAAAGCUCUAGAUAAUCUACUUGAGACUGAUUGCAUCACAAUGGAUGAGUAUUUGAGCAUUAGUCUAAAAGCUUCAGAGAUGCCUGGUUGGCAGAAAUUGUUUGUCAGUUUGAAAAGCGAUGAGCUUCGUGUUGCCUUUGCACACAAAAUUUUAGAAGAACGUUGAAAUUUAUGAAUUAGGAAAUAGUCAGAGAUGUUAUGAGUUGCUAAACAGUAGAAUUUGUGUUGAAUGUUGAAUGACUGAAUUACUUAAUCGGGUUUUAAUUUGUGUUGAAUGUUGAA